Auanema sp. JU1783 is the source of this 978-nucleotide messenger RNA. NCBI's taxonomy places the organism in Eukaryota, Metazoa, Nematoda, Chromadorea, Rhabditida, Rhabditidae. The record is from the annotation of a GenBank genome assembly.
AUGCUUCGAGAAAUUGCUCGACAUGUUGACUGGGUCACCGUAGGAGGUAGAUGGACUAGGUUCUCAGUCAUGGGGACUGACUUGUCCAAAGAAGCUUUAAAUUUAGACAGUAAAGGAGAGGAAGAUAAUCGUGUGGUUAUACUCAUGAUCCCAGGCAAUCCUGGUAAUGAAGGUUUUUAUGCCGAUUUUGGAAAGCGACUUCUACGUAGCUUACUUGCUAGAGCUGAAAGAAUAGGAGAUAAGAAGUCACAAUUUUUGUUCUACACUGUCUCUCACCUAAAUCAUGUCGUUCUACCGAACGAGCUCAGGUCUUGUGCUGAGCCUAAGUAUAACGAUCGUUUUCUACUCGAUGUGCAAGUUCAGCAUAAGCUUGAUUUCGUCAAAGAGUAUCUCCCCAAGGGCAAUAAGAUUUAUGUGUUGGGUCACAGUAUUGGCUCUUACAUGAUGUUGAGAAUACUUCCUUACAUAAAAGAUGAUUAUAACAUUCGGAAGGCUAUCGCUCUCUUCCCUACAAUUGAAAAAAUGGCGGAGACUCCUAAUGGACUUCGCUUGAAGAGACUACUAUCUGCUCUGGAUAUGAAUGAUUGGCUCACAAAAUCCCUCACUUUCUGGCUCGAUUGUCUUCCCGUUUCUCUAAAGAAAUGGCUAGUUAGCUUCAAUUUAGGAGAUGCAGCUCCUGCAGAGGUUGUAUCUUCUGCCGCAGAGCUUCUUCAUAUGCAUGUAUUCCGUAAUAUAGUACAUAUGUCUAGUGAUGAGUUGGAGAAGGUUUGUGCGUUAGAUGAACAGUUGAUAUCGAACCCAAGCAUGAUUUAUUUCUACUACGGAACGACUGACGGAUGGUGUCCUUUGUCGAUGGGAACCGAAAUGGAGUCCAGGAUGCCGAAAGGACACGUAGUCAUUGAUGACAAAGAGUGUGAACAUGCUUUUGUUAUUCGAGACGGUGCCGUAAUGGCGGACAAGCUACUUCAGUUCUUUUAA